Hyaloscypha bicolor E is the source of this 1476-nucleotide messenger RNA. RefSeq lists its product as uncharacterized. The record is from RefSeq and is a predicted model, not a curated record. Gene Ontology annotation, biological process: spliceosomal complex disassembly; mRNA splicing, via spliceosome. Bases 283 to 1416 code for a protein of 377 amino acids. Gene Ontology annotation, cellular component: nucleus; U2-type post-mRNA release spliceosomal complex. The transcript is spliced from 2 exons. Gene Ontology annotation, molecular function: DNA binding. Lineage: Eukaryota; Fungi; Ascomycota; Leotiomycetes; Helotiales; Hyaloscyphaceae.
GGAAGGCGAGGAAGAUUCAGGUGGACGAAGAUAACGAUGAAGGGGGCGCGAAGGUGGAACAGAGCUCCUCACCAGCUGUAACUACUCCCAGCUGACCGCGUGACUCUAGCUACGACAGGCAUAUCCAGCUCAAAUCCGGGUCGGAAAGCUUUCAAGAAGUCUUCGUUGCGCCAGAGCAUAGCAUUUAACGACCUGCCUCAAGAUGAGAGCGAAAAUGGAGGGACUGAUGCCAGCACUGGCCCUCCGGUCAACAAACCUACAAUUGGUCGCUCGAGUUCGUUGAUGAAAAAGAAGAAACCUGCAUCUGCAAGGCUAUCGUUUGGACCUGGCGAGAUUAUAUCCGGAGAUGCAGCAGAAGCAUUGGAAGAUAACGAGGCAUUCACGCCAAUGAAAGCUACGUUGGGAAGACGGGCUAUUGAAGGAAAUUCAAUGCGGAAAAGUCUCCCUCUCAGGACACCAGACGAUGAUGAGGAUAGGCCUACCUAUAGUAAAGAUUAUCUAAAUGAGCUGAAGAGUUCUACGCCUACCACACUCAAGGAUUUGCUGGUUCAACAGCCUACCGUCGAAGAUGAGGAGAUGUUGGAUGCUUCGGAGCUGGAAGGAGCGGUGAUUGUUGAUGUAGAUGAGAAAUUUGGAUCGAGUCCUGCAGUCAUACCAAGUGAGGCAGAAAUCAGAGAGAAGAAGGAGAGGAGAGCGCGUCUGGCACACGAGAAAGAUUUUAUAUCACUGAAUGAUACCGGCGAUGAUCGGCGACAUAUAUCUCUUUUGCCACGGAAAAAGGAAAAGGAAACCAGAUUAGUGCGAGAAGAUGAGGAUUUAGGAGAAGGUUUCGAUGAAUUUGUUGAUGAUGGCCGAGUUUCACUGGGCCGGAAGCAGGAAAGAGAAGCAAGGCGGCGCCAUCGAAAGGAGAUGGCAGACAUGAUCCAUCAGGCAGAAGGCAGUUCAGGGGAAGAAUCAGACGAUUCGGAAGCAGAGAGGCGAGCUGCUUAUGAAGCUGCUCAGACUCGCGCUGGCAUGGAUGGCCUUCACAAGCCAAAUGACAAUCCCGAGUUCAGCGCUGCCCAAAUUCCAACGAAGAUUACGCCGCUACCAGUUUUAUCAGAGUGCCUAGAGAGGUUACAAGCAACUUUGAGCACUAUGGAGCAGGAAUUAACAAAACGGCAGAAGGAAUUGGAGGAGUCGAGGCAAGAGAAGCGGGAUAUUGCAGUCAGGGAAGCCGAGGUCCAGGAGUUGCUGAAACAGGCAGGAGCUCGAUAUGCUGCGUUGAAGGCAGAUACGAAUGGCGCUGUGGCUGAUUCUCAAACAUUGGCAGAUGCGCAUUUUCACGGACUUGCAGCCCCUUUGAUAGUUAAUCGAGGUCUGGAGAGCUUCGGCAAUACGCCCACAGUCAGGCCAGACAUCGAAGAUGUACCUUAGAAAGCGGAAUAGAAAAUGAUUGUUCUGCUGCCUCUUGGACAAUCAGAAGUGCUUGAUGCC